Messenger RNA from Lodderomyces elongisporus, 1569 nucleotides. It is a transcript of the gene JEN2, whose product is annotated as Jen2p. The transcript has a single exon. NCBI's taxonomy places the organism in Eukaryota, Fungi, Ascomycota, Pichiomycetes, Serinales, Debaryomycetaceae. Bases 1 to 1569 code for a protein of 522 amino acids. Gene Ontology annotation, molecular function: secondary active monocarboxylate transmembrane transporter activity. The record is from RefSeq and is a predicted model, not a curated record. Gene Ontology annotation, cellular component: membrane. Gene Ontology annotation, biological process: plasma membrane lactate transport.
AUGGUGGAGAGUUCAGCAGAAUCAAUUCUCACUUUCAAAGAAGCUGUUGUUGAAGAACACAACAAGCAUAUUAUUCAUGCUCCCACAUUUACAUCACAUGCAAUAAAGCACUAUUUAAAAACACGAAUUUCCUCGUUGUGGGUUAGUUGGGAUGAAUUGAAGCAAUAUAGCUGGAACGAGAUUCUUAACCCCUUUCAGCCAUUAACAGAGAUGAACUUGCACCAAUGGAAUUAUUUUCUUAUGGCCUUUUGGUGUUGGACCAUGGAUGCUUUUGACUUUUUUGUCACUAGUUUGAAUGUGAGACAUAUGGCUGAAACUUUUGGUGUUUCCACAAAGGAUAUGACCUGGGGUAUUACCUUGGUUUUAAUGUUUCGUACUGUCGGUGCCGUUAUAUUUGGUUUUAUUGGUGAUCAGUUUGGUAGGAAAUGGCCAUAUAUUGUCAAUUUGUGCUUGCUUAUUAUUUUGCAAAUUGGCACUGGGUUUGUCAAGACAUAUGCGCAAUUUUUGGGGAUUAGAGCCUUGUUCGGUGUAGCAAUGGGUGGUAUCUUUGGUAUUUGUGCCGCUGAAGCAUUGGGUGAUGCUCCCAAAAAGGCAAGGGGUGUGUUAUCGGGUAUUUUUCAAGAAGGUUAUGCAUUUGGAUACUUGUUGGCGGUUUGUUUCCAACGAGCAUUUGAGCAAACCAAAAAUACAUGGAACAAUAUGUUCUUUUUCUCGGCUGGUGUUUCUGUGAUUUUUGUUAUUUGGAGAUUUUGUUUUCCAGAAACCGAUAAUUACCAACGACAAAGGGCUAGGUUUGACCGUGGAGCUGAACAAAAACACUCCAAGAUUGCUGAAUUCAAGAGUGAAGCUAAAAAUGCUUUAAAGACAUAUUGGUUGAUUAUCAUUUACAUGAUUUUGAUGAUGUCUGGGUUCAAUUUUUCGUCUCAUGGCUCGCAAGACUUGUAUCCAACAGUUAUGACUGAAGAGUACAGUUAUGGACACGAUAGAACCACUGUUGUUAACGUUUGUGCCAACUUGGGUGCUAUUGUUGGUGGAAUGAUUCUUUCGCAUCUUUCCACGUAUAUUGGUAGAAGAACUGCAAUUUUGUGUGGCAAUGUGAUUGCUGGUGCAUUCAUUUAUCCAUGGGCUUUUAAGCCAAUGUGGAUAACUGCGUUUUUUAUGCAAUUUGGUAUUCAAGGGUCAUGGGCUGUUGUUCCAAUCCAUUUAUCGGAAUUGUCUCCACCACAAUACAAGGCAUUCAUUGGUGGUGUUGCUUAUCAAUUGGGUAAUUUGGUUAGUUCUGCAAGUUCCACCAUUGAAGCAACUAUCAACGAAACUUUGGAUGAUUAUGGCAAGACAAUGGCUAUCUUUAUUGGUGCUGUGUUGAUAUAUAUGAUCUGUAUCAUUCUUAUUGGUCCUGAGAAUAGAGGUGCUGAUUUAGGAGUAGAAAGGGAUGACGAGUUUAGCAUCUAUGAUGUCGAUGACGAGGGAGAUUAUCAAGGGGAUGAGGAACAUUUCAAGCAUCUUGAUGAGCUUGCUGCUGUUAAAUACGAGGAAAAGAAAGACGAUGAUUUGGAAAUUAAGGGUUGA